UAGGUGGAGAAGGGUCACAGUUGUCACGGAGACUUGCCUGCUCCUCUGGCAGCUGCCCCUGCUGCUCUCCAGAAUGUUGUGUUUGUGGUUCUUCAGAGGCUCCUGCGUGGCGGCCCUGCCAGGGACACUGGUGUUGCUGAGUUCUGCCCUGGCUUUGGCCAGGGACACCCGUCCCUAUUUCCUGGAGCAGGUUAAAGCUGAAUGUCACCACAACAACUGGACGCAGCGGGUGCGGUUCCUGCACAGAUACAUCUACAACCGGCAGGAGUACUCGCGCUUCGACAGUGAUGUGGGCGAGUUCCAGGCGAUGAGCGAGCUGGGGCGGCCAGAUACCGAGUACUGGAACGGCCAGAAGGCUCUCCUGGAGCAGGAAAUGGCUUACGUGGACACGUUCUGCAGACACAACUACGAGAUCUUUGACCUCUUCUUGGUGCAGCGCCAAGUUGUGCCACAGGUGACCGUGUACCCUGCCAAGACACAGCCCCUGCAGCACCACAACCUCCUGGUGUGCGCAGUGAGUGGCUUCUACCCAGGCAGCAUCCAAGUGCAAUGGUUCCGCAAUGAGGAGGAGGAGGAGGCUGGAGUGGUGUCCACAGGCCUGAUCCGGAAUGGAGACUGGACGUUCCAGACCCUGGUGAUGCUGGAGACGGUUCCUGAGAGUGGAGAGGUUUACAGCUGCCAUGUGGAGCACCCGAGCGUGAGCAGCCCAAUCAUUGUGGAAUGGAGAGCUCAGUCUGAUUCUGCGCAGAGCAAGAUGCUGAGUGGAGUCGGGGGCUUUGUGCUAGGGCUGCUGUUCCUGGGGCUGGGGCUGUUCAUCUACUUCAGGAGCCAGAAAGGGCGCUCUGGACUUCAGCCAACAGGGCUGCUGAGCUGAAGCGAGGAUGGCGACGCUCAGGGAAGAACCUCUGCCCCUGACUCUUCAUAUCAGAGGAAGGUUCUUUGGGUCCCUCUUGUUGUUCUCUGGCGAUUUUGGUUUCUCAGGUUCUGGUUCCCAUGUGAUUUAGUGACCUGCAGGAAGAGUCCUCCCUCCUGCUUCCUCAGCCCCUGACUUUGACACAGACAUCCUGAUACUGAGGUGGCACCUUCGCUGCAUUGCUUGGUGUUUUGCUCUGUGUUUUACCCUUACUGCCUCCCCUGCUCUGAUCUCACUUGUGCCACAUUACUUUAUGAUGUUUUGCCCAAUAAACAUGAAAU
This is a messenger RNA of Ochotona princeps (American pika), 1194 nucleotides long. Its product is annotated as H-2 class II histocompatibility antigen, E-S beta chain-like. Lineage: Eukaryota; Metazoa; Chordata; Mammalia; Lagomorpha; Ochotonidae. Gene Ontology annotation, cellular component: MHC class II protein complex; lysosomal membrane; late endosome membrane. The record is from RefSeq and is a predicted model, not a curated record. Gene Ontology annotation, molecular function: MHC class II protein complex binding. Bases 74 to 874 code for a protein of 266 amino acids. Gene Ontology annotation, biological process: immune response; antigen processing and presentation of exogenous peptide antigen via MHC class II; positive regulation of T cell activation. The transcript is spliced from 6 exons.